AUCUACAUUGAUUUAGUGGAUAUAUUGUUUAAAAAAUAUAUAUUUCUGCUGAUUCAUUAGGAUUUUGCUUUAUAUUUGAUAAAUUAAAACUCUGUUCUUGCCAUGCGCACACACACACACACAGACACACACAUACACUAAAUAUGUCUACCUCCUUUUUUACCUCUCCAUUUUCCCUCUCUCUCUCUCUCUCUCUCUCUCUCUCUCUCUCUCUUUCUCUCUUUGCUCUCUCUCUCUCUCCUGAGUGUGAAGCACUCUCCCUCUCCAGAAUGAGUGUGUGUGCCGACGGCCCCUCAUACCUGCGGCAGUGGCUGCUGACUGCUGUGUUUAUCUUGGCCGCUCUGCUACCAGGAACCAGUGGCUGCCCCAAAUCGUGCGCGUGCUACGUUCCCACCGAAGUGCACUGUACCUUUAGAUAUCUGACCGCAAUACCAGGCCAGAUCCAGACGGCUGUGGAAAGAAUUAACCUAGGGUAUAACAGUAUAACCUCACUGAGGGAGAAUGAUCUGUCUGGGCUGAAACACCUGGAGCUGCUGAUGCUCCACAGCAACACCAUCCACAGCAUCGCUGACAGGGCCUUUCAAGACCUCAAGUCCUUACAGGUCCUGAAGAUGAGCUACAACAGAGUGAAGGAGAUCAACAAGGACAUCUUCCAAGGCCUGGAGGGACUGAUACGACUCCACAUGGACCACAACCGCAUCGAGUUCAUCAACCCGGAGGCGUUCUACGGUCUUACCAUGUUACAGCUGGUCCACCUGGAGGGCAACCUGCUCCAGCAGCUCCACCCGGAUACCUUCAUCACGCUGAGGCACAGCCAAGUGUUCAAGGUGUCCUCCGUUAGGAACAUCCACCUGUCUGACAACUUCCUCGCCAGCUUACCCAAAGACGUCUUCACUGGCUGCUCUCAGUUGGAGAAUGUCUAUCUCCACGGCAACCCCUGGUCCUGCGACUGUCGCAUGGCUUGGUUCCCAGAGUGGGCGGAGAGAAAUUCAGCUGUGCUGAAAUGCAAGCGAGACAGGAAUUAUGCCAGAGGUCAGGCCUGCCCCGUCUGUGAGACCCCCGCUCCCUCUACAGGCAAGAGCCUAACCCAGCUUCCACGUGAUGCCUUCACCUGUACCAAACCCUGGAUCCACCCCCAUCUGAAGCAGAGGAACGUCAGCCUGGACGAGGGGGAUUACACCCCUGUCUCCCCCCAUGACUUCAUAGCCCCCAUUGGAUCUCUGCAGAUGAAUCUAACAGCUCAGUUCCACAAUGACGCUAGCCUUACCUGCACAGUCCAGAGACCAUCAGCCAUGGAGAACCUGACUCUAACCCAGGUGGAGGAGGGGGAGAAGAACGUGACCAUGUUCUCCACCACCAUCUCUACAUGGCUGGUUUGUAAUAUUGACUAUGAGCACAUCCAACAGCUCUGGCGCAUCCUGGCUACAUACAGUGACGUUCCCAUGAGGUUAGAGAGAGGGUUGAUGCUCUCCAGGACCCCAGACAUGAUCUACAAGUACAGCCAGAUCAGACCAAAGGAGGGACAUGAUGAAAUCCACACAGACAUUGAGGCUGAGAUUAAGGCUUCACCUGCAUGGUUGAUGCAGGGAGAGGUCAACUUUCAGCUGGACCGUACCACAACCACAUUCUCCACCUUGCACAUUAAGUACAGGUCAGUGGUCAACCUGCGAGUGGAGAACAAGGUGUCGCAGACGAGGGACCGUUACAGCUGGACCAUCAUCAAACGAGACAACCAGACCCAGACUGAGCACUCUGUCCUCAUAGGUGGGGUGGUGGAGCUCAACUGCAAGACGUUUGGGGAACCAAAACCCUCUGUACAGUGGAUCUUAUCGGACGGCAGUAAGGUGCGGGCACCCUACUCCAGCGAAGACCGCAGGAUAGUGAUCACCGCUGAUGGCAGGCUGACCUUGAGAGGAACAGACACCUCAGACACUGGGCUUUAUCGCUGCAUCGCCACUAACUACCUGGACGCAGACGUGCUCAGCUUCCGGGUCACCGUACUGUCUCCCGAUGUGGAGGAGGUAGAGGUCAACGGGGUCAAGCUCUCACGGCCACUGGGCCAGAGCCUGGUUCUAGACUGUGGGUCUGCAGGCAACCCUGAGGCCUCGGUCCAGUGGAUUCUACCUGACCACACAGUGCUGGAUAAAUCCUAUGGGAACAGGAAGCUCUAUAGGAACGGGACUCUAGGAAUAAAAGAUCUGACCUCCAGAGACCGGGGGUUUUACAGGUGUCUCAGUGCUAACUACCUGGGGGUGGACCUGUUGACGUCCCAAGUGACUGUCACUGGGGAGGGGUCCAGAAAGGUGACAGUGGUGGAUAGAGAGGGGUCAGGGGUGGAGGCUGGGGUUGAGGUUGAUGGGGCCAUAGAGGAGAGGGAGGAUUCCCACAGUGAGGUACCUUCCUCCAGCCCCUCUGACAGAACCAUCCAGGAGUCCAGGACCAUCACAUUAGACAGGCCCUACCCCAGACUCAGGUCUUCCUCUCAGGGCAGAGGAUCAGGGGGCUCUUGGGGGAGAAGGAGGAGCCCAGCCAGCAGCAGGCGCAUAUGGAGCAACAGGAGGGUCUUUGAUCAAGCCUCCAGGAAAGUAGACCUCCAGAGAUUUGCAGAGUUCAUGAAGAAGGCCCAAGGUGGUUCAACAACAAAGACAAAGAGUGCGAAAGAAAAAGGAGAUUCAGAGCCUGACAUGUCUGGGGACGGUGAUGCUGGAUCUGGGGAGGGUCUGUCUCAUGAAGACGGACUCAUUGUUUUACCAACCAGCGUCAUGCCAACCACAGAGACUCCAGAUGAAAGUAUGAUGAGUGUAACUGCAAGCAUAGAGAAUUUAAACAAUCAGAGUAAUGUCAUGGCAACCACCGACAACAGUGAAACCAGUGUCAUGACAACCAUGGAGAUCCCAGAUGACAGUCGGACUAGUUUCACUGUAACAACAGAAAAUACUGACAGAGUGACAACAGUAAUGACAGAUUCAUACACCCGGUCAGACGCCACACCCAUCGAGUCCACAUUCACCCACAGCAGCCACAGCACGGGGAGUAUCAAUGAAACUCAGGGUGAGGCCGUCUUUCAAUACAGCCCCAGAAUUAAUGGGUCUAGUGGUGAGUCGUCCCCUUUGGAGAGGAACAUGACAGUACCUCUGAGACAACCCGUCACGCUCCUCCUCGCUGUUACCAACACCACAGAUGAGACCCUGAUCCAGUUCUCCAGAGAAACACCUGCAGAACCAGAUACCUCCACCGGGGCGGCGCUAUCGCGCCUCACCAACCCCAAUGUCACCCCCAUGAUGGACAGUCCCAGAUCACCCCACAGAGAGCCUGAGAUCCACACAGCCACUGACCCAGACAGCCAGACCACCUUCACUGCAGUCACCACCACAGAGAGAGAGCAGGAUGAGAUCACCUUCCACACCACCCAGAGGAUCAAGUCCCCCCGUCUGCCUGCAGGCUCCACCAUCAUCUCCCGCCAGCAGAUCCACAUCAUCCCUCCUAUGAAGGGCAGAGGAGGAGGAGGAGGAGGAGGAAGAGGAGGGGGCCGGAGGAGGAACUUCCCUGGCAGGAGGAGGUUCAUCAAGCCCAACCGGAUCACAGACAUCCAGUCCAUCCUGAACAAACUCAAACAGCCCAACAUUGUGAAGAAGCAAGGCAACAGCACAGUUCCCUACACUAUGGAUCUGACCACAGAUUGUGACUGUGAUGAAGAUGAGAAGAAGACAGGUGGUCAGCGGGUAGUCACACCAACAACAUCAUCUAAAACGCCCAACGUCCCUAGCUCCUCUCUAGGAAGAACAGAGAGACCCACCACCACCCAGCCCACUUCCACUCACUCUCAGUCCAGAGGUGAGGUGUCCAGCAGCUACAUGACCUCCACUAAUGCCCCAGAGUCUGACCCAACACACGACCCUAUGACGAGCACAACAGAUGAACCAACAACCUCCACCAUCACAACCACAACUGCCUCCAAGAUCGUCCGUGGUAAGAUCAUCCGGGGCAAGCUGUUUGGGAACAGGGACAGGCAGAGGGAAAUAGUCAACAGACUACGUAAACCAGCCAGGCCCUCUACCACCACAGAGGAAUCAACAACAGUCCAACCAACCACCACCACAACUACAACCACAACCGCACUGCCCACCCAGCAGUCUCUGGCUGAACCUGUGACCGAGUCACCGUCUAGAGCAGGUAAACACCCGGAGACCCCAGAGAGCUCAUCAGACAAUGACUAUGGAGAUUCAUCGCCUGACUCUGAGGCCUUGACCACACUCCAGCCUGGCACUAGCCGUGGAACUACAACCCCAGCCUAUGACUACAGGUCCUCCCUCACCACAGAGUCUUCCCCAGACACCCAGACCAUCGCCUCCCCACCUGCCCCAAGAGAAGACACAGAUGAGGCCUCAUCCUCUGUGUCUGAAUCUGGAGGGUCAGCGGGGUACCUAUCCCGUAGAUUUGGGGGAAACCGGAGACCAAAUGGAGGGUCAGGGGGGUACCUAUCCCGUAGAUUUGGGGGAAACCGGAGACCAAAUGGAGGGUCAGGGGGGUACCUAUCCCGUAGAUUUGGGGGAAACCGGAGACCAAAUGGAGGGUUAGGGAGCAGGAGGCCUUUCAGGGGCAGGAGUCCUUUAAAAAAAAACAUAACAACCACGGAAGCCCCCAGCACCACCAUAGAAUCAACAGAGCCUUCAACCACCAUGGAGACCACCAUGGAGACCACCAUGGAGACAACCACAUAUCCCAUAGAAACCACCAUGGAGACCACCAUAUAUCCCAUAGAAACCACCAUGGAGACCACCAUGGAGACCACCACAUAUCCCAUAGAAACCACCAUGGAGACCACCACAUAUCCCAUAGAAACCACCAUGGAGACCACCAUGGAGACCACCACAUAUCCCAUAGAAACCACCAUGGAGACCACCAUAUAUCCCAUAGAAACCACCAUGGAGACCACCAUGGAGACCACCACAUAUCCCAUAGAAACCACCAUGGAGACCACCACAUAUCCCAUAGAAACCACCAUGGAGACCACCAUGGAGACCACCACAUAUCCCAUAGAAACCACCAUGGAGACCACCAUAUAUCCCAUAGAAACCACCAUGGAGACCACCAUGGAGACCACCACAUAUCCCAUAGAAACCACCAUGGAGACCACCACAUAUCCCAUAGAAACCACCAUGGAGACCACCACAUAUCCCAUAGAAACCACCAUGGAGACCACCAUGGAGACCACCACAUAUCCCAUAGAAACCACCAUGGAGACCACCAUGGAGACCACCACAUAUCCCAUAGAAACCACCAUGGAGACCACCAUGGAGACCACCACAUAUCCCAUAGAAACCACCAUGGAAACCACCAUGGAGACCACCACAUAUCCCAUAGAAACCACCAUGGAAACCACCAUGGAGACCACCACAUAUCCCAUAGAAACCACCAUGGAGACCACCAUGGAGACCACCACAUAUCCCAUAGAAACCACCAUGGAGACCACCAUGGAGACCACCACAUAUCCCAUAGAAACCACCAUGGAAACCACCAUGGAGACCACCACAUAUCCCAUAGAAACCACCAUGGAAACCACCGUGGAGACCACCACAUAUCCCAUAGAAACCACCAUGGAAACCACCAUGGAGACCACCACAUAUCCCACACGUACCGUCUCCAUCUCCAAGCCCCUGUACACGCCGUCCAGAGAAUCAGAUAGGUCUGCAGUGACUGUGUCCACCGACAUGACCUCUAAGGGGAAAACCACCACAGACUCAGACUCAUACGAUAAUGAGAACUGGACAGAUGAGAUGAAGUCCUCCACUAACCGUCCACGAGUCUAUACUUCCACCACCAGGCCCAGAAUGACCUCUACCACAACUUAUCCAACCACCACCUCAAGGCCUUACACUAAAUCAUCAACCCGCGUCCAGACUAACACCGACCCCAUCAGAGUGAACACUAACAUCAGGCUCCCGUCAGGGAGAGACAGCCGUUACCAAAUCACACAGAGACCCAUGAUCAGGAGAACCAGGCCCAAGGUGUCCAGUAACAGGGCCAGCAGAGGCCCAGACAAGACCCUGACCUUUGACACACUGACUAUUCUGGAAGCAGAGCAGGGGCACGCCAAAGCCCCCUACAGCAGCAAGGACAUAGACGAUGCCAUCUCCAACGCCUAUACCCACGUCACCGGCUAUGAUACGACAACGGCUAACAUUGUGGGCUUUGAGCGGUCCACCAAGGACAUGCUCACCAAGCCCAGGAUCGUGGGAGGCAACGCUGCCAGCUUCACUGUCCUGUCCAACUCAGACGCCUUCCUGCCCUGUGAGGCUGCGGGCAGCCCUGAACCCACCAUCAGCUGGAAACGCUUCUCUUCAAGUACGGGAAGCACAAUGACCAUCAACAGCAAGAUGGGCAAGUUUGAGGUGUUCCCGAACGGCACUCUAUCCAUCCAGAAUGCAAACAUCAAAGACCGUGGUCAGUACCUCUGCCUGGCAGAGAACGAGCAGGGUUCGGACAAGCUCCUGGUCACCCUGUCCGUGGUGGCCUACCCCUCACGCAUCCUGGAGCCCAAGGUACGGGAGAUCAAGUCCCACUCAGGGAAGACAGUGGAGAUGAAGUGCAAGGCAGAGGGUCGCCCCACCCCUCUGGUCUCCUGGAUCCUGGCCAACCUCACCCAAAUCAGGGGCCAUAACUCGGGCCCCAGAGUGUCAGUGACCCCAGAGGGCACUCUGCUCAUCAAGCAGGUGUCUGUGUAUGACCGAGGCCACUACAAGUGCAUCGCCAGUAACCCAGCAGGAGCCGACACUGCCACUGUCAGACUGCAGGUGGUGGCAGCACCCCCUGGCAUCCUGGAGGCCAAACGACAGCAGGUCCAGGCCGGUGUGGGUCAGAGCCUGUGGUUACCCUGUACCGCUCAGGGCAGCCCCCAGCCCACCGUGUACUGGGUCCUCUAUGAUGGAACGGCGGUGCGGCCCCUGAAGCCCUCUGUGGACCCCAGGGUGUCUGUGUUCGCUAACGGGACGCUCCACCUGACCGAUACGGCCGGCACGGACAGUGGGAAGUACGAGUGCAUCGUCACCAGCUCUACAGGGUCGGAGCGCAGGGUGGUGACGCUGACGGUGGAGAAGAAGGAGAUGGCUCCUGAGAUCGUGGAGGCAUCACACCGCAGGACAGAGCUGGCGUAUGGGGACCAGCUGAGGCUGAACUGCUCAGCCACCGGGGACCCCAAACCCAGGAUCAUCUGGAGACUACCGUCCAAGGCUGUGGUGGACCAGUGGCACAGGAUGGGAAACCGGAUCCAGGUCCUGGACAACGGCACCCUGGUCAUGGACUCUGUGAGUGACAAGGAUGCUGGGGACUACCUGUGUGUGGCGCGCAGCAAGGUGGGAGACGACCUCCAGCUCAUGAAGGUCACUGUGUCCAUGAAGCCAGCCAAGAUCGAGCCCAAGAUGUACGGCAAGAAGCGGGUCCCCUACGGCAAUGACCUGAAGGUCGACUGUAAGGCAUCUGGAACCCCGGAGCCAGAGAUAUCCUGGGGCCUGCCGGACGGCACCAUGGUCAACAGCGCCCUACAGUCAGACAGCAGCAGUGGAGGGGGACGCGCACGGCGAUACAUCCUGUUUGAAAAUGGCACGCUCUAUCUUAAUCAGGUGGGCAUGGCGGAGGAGGGAGACUACACGUGCUAUGCCGAGAACCAGCUGGGCAAGGACGAGAUGCACGUCCACAUCACCGUGGUGACGGCAGCGCCAUGGAUACGUACGCCCAGCCGGACCUACGCCCAGGUGAAGCCUGGAGGCAAAAUUCGCUUUGACUGCGAAGCCACGGGCGAGCCCAAGCCCAAAAUCCUGUGGAUGCUCCCUACUAACGACAUGAUCGCAGCCUCCAACGAGCGCUAUCUGAUGCACAUCAACGGCUCCCUGGACAUCCAGGACGUUAAGCUGGUGGAUGCAGGGCAGUACGUGUGCAUGGCUCACAACACCGCCGGGGAUGACAGCAAAGUUUACAAGAUGGAUAUCGAUGGCAACCCUCCGGUGAUCAACGGCAACUCCCAGAACAGGAUCGUGGUGAAAGACACGGCCACCAAAUACUCCAGGAAGUUCAUAGACUGCAAGGCCACUGGAGACCCGCUUCCCAAGAUCACCUGGAUCAUGCCGGAUAACAUCUUCCUGAACGCUCCGUACUUCGGCAGCAGGAUUAACGUCCAUCACAAUGGAACGCUUGAGUUUCGGAACGUCCGUCCGACGGACAUGGCGGAGUUCAUCUGCAUGGCGAGGAAUGACGGAGGAGAGGCAGUGAUGGUGGUGCAGCUGGAGGUCACAGACAUGCUCCUAAGGCCUAUCUUUAAGAACCCCUUCAACGAGAGAGUAAUGACCCGUAUGGGGAAGACCACGGUCCUGAACUGUUCUGCAGAUGGUCACCCAACACCAGAAAUCAUCUGGCUGCUACCCAACGGAACCCGCUUCACGGGGGGCCCCAACCGGGGCUCACGCCAACACCUAGGUGACGACGGAACCUUCGUCAUCUACAACCCCAGCAAGGAGGACGCUGGGAAGUACCGCUGUGCCGCUAAGAACUCGGUGGGCUACAUUGAGAAGCUGAUAGUUCUGGAGGUGGGCCAGAAGCCUUUAAUCCUCACCAGGCCCAGAGGGAUCAUACGCAGUGUGUCUGGUGACCCUCUGUUCCUUCACUGCCUGGCUGAUGGUAGCCCCAGACCCAGGAUCUACUGGACCAUCCCUGGAGGCCACACCCUAGCCAGGCCGCAGGUCCAUGGACGCCACCAGUUGAUGGAGAAUGGGACCCUGGUGGUCAAGGACACCACCCUCCACGACCGGGGAAACUAUGUGUGUCGGGCGCGGAAUGACGCUGGCGAGGCGAUUCUCACAGUGCCAGUCAUCAUCAUCGCCUACCCUCCCCGCAUCUCCACGGGACCUCCUUCCACCGUGACAGCGAUGGCGGCGGCACCCAUACAGCUCAACUGUGCUGCCAUCGGGAUCCCAAAGCCAGAGAUUACCUGGGAGCUGCCAGACCGCUCUGUGCUCUCCACGGCGGGGAAAGGGCGGCCCACGGGCAGCGAGCUGCUCCACCCUCAGGGCACGCUGAUCAUCCAGAGACCCACUACAGCAGAUUCUGGCACCUACAAGUGCCUGGCCAAAAACCACCUGGGCACAGACUCACGGGUCACAUAUGUACGUGUGCUGUGAGGACCAGCGCUGACUAAAGGGGAAUAUAAAACCCCUGGACUAUAAACUCUAAACAGACACAGUAACUUCACAGUGCUUCUUAUGAUGUACAAUGUCAGGAAAGACUAUUUUCCACAUGUGGACUUGUGAGGAGUGGGGUUUGUGAAAUAGUUUGAUCACGGUACAGCUCACAUCAAUCAAACAAGUAGCAGAACAGGAUUAUUAAGAGAAGGAGGAGUGAACGGAGGAGGGGACGGAGGAGGGAACAGAGGAGGGAGCGAGGAAAAAAGAGAAGCUGUACAGAGGAGGGUCUGUUCUUUGCCAGGAAAGUCGUGACUAGCGAGGUGUUAUUCUUAUUAUAACAGAGUCAGAGGUCUGGAAACCCACGGCUGGUUCUCAUUUGAGGUGUUUUUAAAAAGGGGCUAGAGGGUGGGUCUUACAGUGAGGCUACUUGUUGAGUGUUUUGACCAGACAUUUUACUAUUACAGCCUGUGGGGUGAGAGGAAGAGAGAAACUCACUAUAUUCCCUCUGGACACUUCCUCAAUGUUUUAUUUUUUGGGGUGUUGGUAAUGACUGAUUUGCUGCAAUGACAGAAACAUUCUAUUAUCAGAAUGUUUCUAACUAUUUUGCUUUCAAGACAUUUCAUAUUUCUUGUGAACAAAUCUUUGUAAACAGGCAGUAUAUUUUAAUGAAAUCUGCCAAAUAUACAUUUUUAAUAAACAUUUUACACUGGAUUGUCAUACAGUUUUUCUAAACAAAUUUCUCACAUUUCUAACUGUUUAUAUUUUUUUAUUAACAUUGUUAGUUUGUCAUGUUGUUGUCUACCUUCCCCUCUCGGGGUUUGACAGUGCUUGUAUCAAUACAAAUGCAGGAGUUUGAUUGGUGUUAAUAGCGACUUUUAGGAGGUGAAAUUAUCACUUACACAGUAUUCAGUGGCAUCGUAUGAACUGUCACUAAAAGUAAAUGCAUUAUUGGUUUUAUAAAAUAAUAUUCCUUUUGUAACUAUUAUCUACUUUGUGAAUCAAUGGUACGCAGGAGAUGAAAUUAAACCAAAGAUGGAAUGUGUUUCUUGUACUGUAUUUUGUCCUGUUUUGACAAUGUGAAGCUAAUUGAGCUGAGUAAAGCAAGGUGGCUGAAUGGAUUUGUUUUGAGCAACCUGGUCUCAGAGCAUUUUGUAAUAUUAUGUAUGUAAAUCUGAGACGCUCCAUGUAGUAUGAUAUGUUAAGUUUCGUAUGUUAUGUAUUAAAUUGUGGAUCUCCAUCA
Salmo salar (Atlantic salmon) is the source of this 10413-nucleotide messenger RNA. The record is from RefSeq and is a predicted model, not a curated record. Lineage: Eukaryota; Metazoa; Chordata; Actinopteri; Salmoniformes; Salmonidae.